Molecule: messenger RNA, 6666 nt
Organism: Lachancea mirantina
Lineage: Eukaryota; Fungi; Ascomycota; Saccharomycetes; Saccharomycetales; Saccharomycetaceae
Source: the annotation of a GenBank genome assembly
AUGUCCAUCAUUGUGCCUACUGCGCCCAUUACUCCUCCAAUGGAGUCUACUGGUAGCCGCCUUUUUAUGCUGGAACUCCAAGACGGCACUUCUCUUCAAGGCUACUCCUUUGGUGCUCCAGUCGCCGCCGCUGGUGAACUCGUAUUCCAGACGGGUAUGGUGGGUUAUCCAGACUCGGUGACCGAUCCCUCCUACGAGGGCCAAAUCCUGGUCAUCACUUACCCUCUUGUUGGUAACUACGGUGUUCCUGAUCGUAACCUCAUGGAUGAGUACGUUGAAACCUUGCCCAGAUAUUUUGAGAGUAACAGGAUCCAUAUUGCAGGUUUGGUCGUUGCGCACUAUACAGAGGAUUACUCUCACUGGCUUGCCAAAUCGUCUCUUGGCGCUUGGCUCAAAGAACAGUGUAUCCCUGCUGUCUACGGUGUUGACACAAGAGCUCUUACCAAGCACUUGAGAGACGCUGGUUCUAUGCUUGGGCGUCUCGCGCUGCAGAAAGAAAACAGCGACGCUGACCGUGCAGCCAGUGCCGAAUGGCGUGAAGCUUUCGAUGUUCCCGACUGGAUCGACCCUAACGUGCAAAAUUUGGUAGCCAAAGUCUCUAUUAAAGAGCCUGUUCUUUACGAGCCUCCAACUGACCACGAGGGUAUCACUCUACAAAAGGGGCCCGACGGUAAAGUACUCAGAAUUCUUGUCGUUGACGUCGGUAUGAAGUACAAUCAGAUCCGCUGUUUUGUCAAGCGAGGCGUCGAGUUGCUUGUGGUCCCCUGGGACUACGACUUUACUCAAGAUGAGUACGAUGGUUUAUUCAUUUCCAACGGUCCAGGUGAUCCUUCCGUUCUCUCUGAGCUUACAGAAAGGCUGUCAAUUGUUAUCGAAUCCAAGAAGUCCCCUAUUUUUGGUAUCUGUUUGGGUCAUCAAUUGUUGGCCCGUGCUUCCGGUGCUUCAACCCUUAAGUUAAAGUUUGGUAACAGAGGUCAAAACAUCCCGUGUACUUCCGCAAUUUCAGGUAAGUGCUACAUUACUUCGCAAAACCAUGGUUUUGCUGUUGACGUUAACAGCUUGACCGAAGGCUGGAAACCACUUUUCACGAACGCCAAUGACGGCUCUAAUGAAGGUAUUUACAAUACUAAAUUGCCUUAUUUCUCGGUUCAAUUUCACCCGGAAUCCACGCCGGGGCCACGGGACACCGAAUUCUUGUUUGACGUCUUCAUCAAGUCUGUGAAAGAUUUCAAAUUCAACAAGCAGCUUAAGGCUGUAGAGUUCCCUGGAGGCAAGAUCGAUGAAAACUUGACUGCUCACCCAAGAGUUGAGGCUAAAAAGGUUUUAGUUCUUGGAUCAGGUGGGUUGUCCAUUGGUCAAGCAGGCGAAUUUGAUUAUUCUGGUUCUCAAGCUAUCAAAGCUUUGAAGGAAGAGGGAAUAUACACAAUUCUUAUCAACCCUAAUAUCGCUACGAUUCAAACCUCUAAGGGACUUGCUGACAAAGUCUACUUUCUACCGGUGACACCAGAGUUUGUGAGGAAGGUAAUUCUACAUGAACGUCCUGAUGCCAUCUACGUCACCUUUGGAGGUCAAACAGCCUUGUCGGUCGGAAUUGCCAUGAAAGAUGAGUUCGAGACGCUAGGCGUCAAAGUUUUGGGUACCCCUAUUGAUACCGUUAUUACUACUGAGGACCGGGAGCUUUUUGCCAACGCCAUGGAUGAGAUUAACGAAAAGUGCGCCAAGUCUAAGGCUGCGGCCUCUGUGCAAGAGGCGUUGGAUGCCGUAAAGGACAUCGGAUACCCUGUAAUCGUGAGGGCUGCCUAUGCCCUUGGUGGUUUGGGUUCUGGAUUCGCUUCCAAUGACAAAGAACUCGUAGAUUUGUGCAACAUCGCGUUCGCCUCCUCUCCUCAAGUUCUGGUAGAGAGAUCCAUGAAGGGGUGGAAAGAAGUGGAAUAUGAGGUUGUCCGCGAUGCAUUUGACAACUGUAUUACUGUCUGUAAUAUGGAAAAUUUUGAUCCCCUGGGAAUUCACACAGGUGAUUCCAUUGUCGUUGCGCCCUCUCAAACUCUAUCGGACGAAGAUUACAACAUGCUAAGAACGACAGCAGUAAAUGUGAUUCGUCAUUUAGGUGUGGUUGGUGAAUGUAACAUCCAAUAUGCCUUAAACCCCUUCAGCAAAGAAUAUUGCAUCAUCGAAGUCAACGCCCGUUUAUCUCGUUCAUCCGCGCUAGCAUCAAAAGCAACUGGUUAUCCGCUUGCCUACACGGCCGCGAAGCUGGGUUUGAACAUCCCGCUUAAUGAGGUUAGAAACUCUGUCACCCAAUCAACUUGUGCUUGUUUUGAACCAUCUUUGGAUUACUGCGUUGUUAAAAUGCCAAGAUGGGAUUUAAAGAAGUUCACGAGAGUAUCUACCCAAUUAUCAUCGUCAAUGAAAUCUGUUGGUGAAGUUAUGAGUGUUGGUAGAACUUUUGAAGAAGCAAUGCAAAAGGCUAUUCGCUCGACCGAAUAUGCCAAUCUUGGUUUUAACGAAACCGAAGGGGACCUCGACAUCGAUUACGAAUUGACUCAUCCUUCUGAUAUGCGCAUUUUCGCUAUAGCAAAUGCCUUUUCGAAGCUUGAUUACUCGGUCGAAAAAGUGUGGUCAAUGACGAACAUUGAUAAGUGGUUUUUGAACAAGUUAUAUGAUCUCAUUCAGUUUGUUCGCAAGAUCGAAUCUUAUAGUGUUAAGGAAAAUCUGCCUUUUGCACUCUUGAAGCAAGCAAAGCAGUUGGGUUUUGACGACAGACAGAUUGCGAAGUUUUUGAACUCGAACGAAGUAGCAAUUCGUCGUUUGCGUAAGGAGCAUGGCAUUGUUCCUUUUGUCAAACAAAUUGAUACAGUGGCCGCCGAGUUUCCCGCGCACACCAAUUACCUAUACAUGACUUACAAUGCCGCCGCUCAUGACCUUGACUUCAAUGAUCAUGGUGUAAUGGUCUUAGGUUCUGGUGUCUACCGUAUUGGAUCUUCAGUGGAAUUUGACUGGUGUGCGGUCACUGCCGUUCGUACUUUGAGGAAAAACAAUAUCAAGACUAUUAUGGUCAAUUAUAAUCCGGAAACCGUUUCUACAGAUUAUGAUGAGGCUGAUAGACUAUAUUUUGAAACCAUCAACUUGGAGAGAGUAUUGGACAUAUAUGAAGCUGAAACCUCCGCUGGUGUAGUUGUGUCGAUGGGCGGACAGACAUCCAAUAACAUUGCAAUGUCACUCCACCGUGAAAAUGUCAAGAUUCUGGGUACAACACCGGAAAUGAUCGAUUCGGCGGAGAAUAGAUACAAGUUUUCUCGUAUGCUUGAUCAGAUUGGUGUUGACCAACCGGCUUGGAAGGAGUUGACUUCUAUAGACGAAGCAGAGUCGUUUGCAGAAAACGUGGGCUACCCUGUUUUGGUUCGCCCAUCUUACGUUUUGUCAGGUGCCGCUAUGAAUACGGUCUACUCCAAAGAUGAUCUUGCCUCCUAUCUUAACCAGGCCGUCGAAGUUUCUCGAGACUAUCCCGUCGUUAUCACCAAAUAUAUUGAGAACGCCAAAGAGAUCGAAAUGGACGCUGUUGCAAAAGACGGUGAGCUUGUAAUGCAUGUCGUUUCUGAACAUGUAGAGAAUGCAGGUGUUCAUUCUGGUGAUGCUACAUUGAUCGUGCCACCACAGGAUCUUGACCCCGAAACGGUUAACAGAAUCGUUGUUGCAACGGCAAAGAUUGCAACUGCCUUGAAGAUUACUGGUCCAAUGAACAUUCAAUUUAUCGCUAAGAACAAUGAUAUCAAAGUCAUUGAGUGUAAUGUACGGGCUUCUCGUUCCUUCCCAUUUAUUUCAAAAGUAGUGGGUGUUAACCUGAUUGAGAUGGCAACAGAAGCCGUGGUCGGACUACCGGUCAAGCCUUACCCAACGGAAAAAUUGCCAGACGAUUAUGUUGCUAUCAAGGUACCACAGUUUUCUUUCCCUAGAUUAGCUGGUGCGGAUCCAGUGUUGGGCGUUGAAAUGGCUUCUACUGGUGAAGUCGCCUGUUUUGGUCACUCGAAAUAUGAAGCUUAUUUGAAAUCUCUUCUUUCCACGGGCUUCAAAUUGCCAAAGAAAAACAUUCUUCUGUCAAUCGGUUCUUUCAAAGAAAAACAAGAAAUGUUGCCAUCUGUCAAGAAACUUUAUAACCUCGGCUUCAAAUUAUUUGCAACAGCCGGUACUGCUGAUUUCAUCUCUGAGCAUGGUAUUCCCGUGCAAUACUUGGAGGUGUUAAGUGAAGGAGAUGAAAAAUCCGAAUAUUCGCUGACGCAACACUUAGCAAACAACAAAAUUGACCUAUACAUCAAUCUUCCAUCUGCUAACAGAUUCCGCCGUCCUGCCUCUUAUGUGUCGAAGGGUUAUAGGACACGUCGUAUGGCUGUUGACUAUUCAGUUCCUCUCGUCACUAACGUGAAGUGCGCAAAGCUACUUAUUGAAGCUCUGUCCAGACAUUUACAACUCGACGUUUCUGAGCGUGAUGCACAAACCUCUCACAGGACGGUCACAAUUCCGGGCCUGAUCAAUGUUUCGGCCUACAUCCCCAAUGUCUCCAACGUUGUCAAGGGACCUGCCGAAAUGAAGGAAAUCACAAGAGUUUCUGCCGAAUCGGGUUUCACGUACUCUCAGAUUAUGCCCAAGUCAACUCGCGGACCUGUUAUAACAAACGAAAAAUCUUUAGCUGCUGCCCGUUCAGUUGUGAAAGACUCUGCAUACACAGAUUUCGCUUUCACCGUUGCGGCUACAGCUCAUAACUUGAACGAGAUAGCCGAAUGUGCUCAGGAAGCCAACGCUUUAUUUAUUCCCUACAGGGAAUUGUCCAACAAAGUUUCCAUGGUGGCUGAUCAUUUGAAAAAUUGGCCGGUCGAGAAACAAGUUAUCGCAGAAGCCAAAACUUCGGAUUUGGCGUCUGUGAUACUGCUGGCCUCACUCCAAAACAGGGCCAUUCACAUUACCGGUGUCUGUCACAAGGACGAUCUUGCUUUGAUCAAAACUGUCAAAGAAAAGCAAAGCAAAGUAACUUGUGACGUUAACGUGCACGCUCUGUUUGUUAGCCAGGAAGACUAUCCUGAGGCUCUGUUCCUACCAACUCUAGAAGACCAGGAGUUCUUGUGGAAUAACUUAGACGUGAUUGAUGCCUUCUCGGUAGGUUCUUUACCUACCGCGUUGGCGGAUGUCACUGGCAACAAAGUAGUCACCGGUAUCGGUAUCAAAGAAGCGCUCCCAUUGCUUCUAUCAGCUGUUAAUGAGGGAAAACUUUCGAUUGACGACAUAGUUGAGAGAUUACACGACAAUCCGGCGCAAAUAUUCAACAUUCCCAAGCAAAAUGCGGUUGUCGAGAUUGACUUAGAUUUCACUUUCAGACACACCAAAAGAUGGUCUCCAUACACCAAGGGUGGCUUGACUGGCGGCGUUGAACGUGUUUUGGUAAACGACGAGACUAUAGUUUUAAGUGGAGAUCUAGUCACUGCGGAAGCCAAUGGCAAAUCAUUGACCAAUACACUUAGUAAACAAAGUUUGACGACAUCAACACCCAGUGCAGAGACGCCAACACCUUUCUCAUCCUCUAGAAAGAGGUUUUCUUUCUCUAAUGAGAAGCGUUCGUCCGUUGCUGCCAUUGAAGAUGAUGAGGAAGCUUUGCUUGAUCAGCCUCUAGAGCAAAGAUUAAUGUCUUCAAGACCUCCAAAAGAGCUUGCAGCUCCAGGUGCAAUUUACAGUUUGAUUCGCGGCAACAAUCCGUUUUUGCGCAGAAAUAUCUUAUCUGUCAAUCAAUUCAAGCGUUCAGAUUUUCAUGCACUAUUUGCUGUCGCGCAGGAAUUGAGAUCGGCUGUAGAGAGAGAGGGUGUUUUAGAUAUCAUGAAGGGUCGUGUUCUAACAACACUCUUUUAUGAACCAUCUACACGUACUUCUUCCUCUUUCAUUGCUGCUAUGGAGCGGCUGGGUGGCAGAACAGUCAAUGUUAAUACCACUUCAUCAUCCGUUAAAAAAGGUGAGACUUUACAGGACACCAUAAGAACGAUGGCAUGCUAUUCUGAUGCUAUUGUCUUGCGUCACCAUGACGAGAUGUCCGCCCACACUGCGGCGAAAUACUCUCCCGUUCCUAUUCUGAAUGGUGGUAACGGCUCUCGCGAGCACCCUACUCAGGCGUUCCUUGACCUAUUCACCAUUCGUGAGGAGUUGGGUACCGUGAAUGGUAUCACAGUGACCUUUAUGGGCGAUUUAAAGUACGGUAGGCCGGUACAUUCCCUCUGCCGUUUACUGCGUCACUACCAAGUCAGAAUUAAUUUGGUAUCUCCAAAUGAACUGAGACUACCACAGGCUCUCCGUAAAGAGCUAUCAAACGCAGGUCUUCUCGGUGUGGAAAGUGAAAUAUUGACUCCAGACAUCAUCUCUAGAUCCGAUGUUCUGUACUGCACCAGGGUUCAACAGGAGAGAUUUGAACACCCUGAGGAGUACGAACGUCUAAAGGACGUUUACAUCGUUGAUAACAAAAUUCUCUCUCAUGCAAAGGACCACAUGGUUGUGAUGCAUCCACUACCCAGAGUGAACGAGAUUCGCGAAGAAGUUGACUACGAUCAUCGUGCCGCGUACUUCAGACAAAUGCGUUACGGUAUGUUCGUGAGGAUGGCGCUUCUUGCCAUGGUAAUGGGUGUCGACUUGUGA